AUGCCAGUACCACAGGUCUACAUCAAGAUCUCUACGGCGGUCACUGCGCACAGCCCUAUUGCAGCUACCUACACUUUGCGCCGCUAUCCGUGGCGGACAUUACUUGGCAUUGCUGGACCGUUGUGUUUCCUAGGAUUCUAUGCCCACAUAUGCUAUUACUAUCUGGACAAACAGCCCAUUUACGGCAUUCUUCUAACCAGUAAGGCCGACGCUACGCCGAUGUUCUACGCCUGGUUCGUCAUCUCGAUAUUCUCCCUGGACUGGGCGAGGACUGCCCUUGCAAACUUUGAAGCUGCAGCCUUGAUGCAUCCGUGGCUUGCUCCACCCAAUGCAUCGGAGCUCUUCUGGCAUGCUGACAACAAUUGGGCAAACCCUUUGUGGUGGUUGCGAUUCUUGCGGAAUGGAAUAUGCGGCAAUCUCUACUUCAGAAAGCCUUCAGACCAGAAUUCGGCGUACAAAACUAAGGGAAAGUUCCUCUGGAUAUUGCUCAGCCUUGUUUCAGUGGUGUUCUUCAGUGCUGUACCACUCAGUGGUUUGACCAUGGAGCUCAGUCCGGUUCUCCGACCCACCUCACGGAAGUCGUCUAUCCUUGGGCCAGGACCGGAUUCGUACAACCAGAUCGGGAACCAAGGCCUUGCGCAGAUCAUAGCAGGUAUCUGGAGGCUGGGUGGAAACACAACUCCAUCAGAUGUGUCCUACUUUUUUGCAGCAGAAGGCACCGAGGAUGUAUCGCUUACGUACUAUGAGGACAUGGCACGGUCCCAAGUUGGGGGGCCCAUCACGACCUUCCUUGGUCCUGCAGUGAACGAAGAGGUGUCGGGGAUCGCCUUUGGAACGAAAACAGAAUUCUACUGUCGACAAGUUCCCAGCCGAGAUUUGAAACUCGUCGGAGCUACAGACGAUCCCUCGACGAAUUAUACGGUGAUGCUCAAGCCAUUGGAUGAAUUUCCGCACGGUAUUUCAACCUUGGGCCUAUCUGGAGUUGGUGUCUCCGACUUCGCAUGA
Cyphellophora attinorum is the source of this 1005-nucleotide messenger RNA. RefSeq lists its product as uncharacterized. The coding region runs from base 1 to 1005 and encodes 334 amino acids. The transcript has a single exon. NCBI's taxonomy places the organism in Eukaryota, Fungi, Ascomycota, Eurotiomycetes, Chaetothyriales, Cyphellophoraceae. The record is from RefSeq and is a predicted model, not a curated record.